Molecule: messenger RNA, 5216 nt
Organism: Epinephelus lanceolatus (giant grouper)
Lineage: Eukaryota; Metazoa; Chordata; Actinopteri; Perciformes; Serranidae
Product: glutaminase kidney isoform, mitochondrial
Biological process (GO): L-glutamine catabolic process
Molecular function (GO): glutaminase activity; protein binding
Source: RefSeq, a predicted model, not a curated record
UUGUUGAGUCACCGGUAAAACCGUUACUCGGAAGCGAAAGCCGACACUGUACGUUAAUAACAGCGCCUCCGGUCCUCCUCGUUUCUCCUCCCGGCUCCUCAGCGCUUACACCGGCCACACUUUCUCCUCCACGGGGUUGAGAUGUUACAGUUUCGGUCAACGGUCGCGCUCAAGGAGUUAUUUCAGACCCAGCUGAAGCGUCCGUUGACAGGUGUAGUGAAGUCGUCACCUGCCGCCGCCGCCUGCUUCAGCACCGGCUGCUUGGAUGGCAGAUCAGCGGGCAGAGGGAGGGCGUUUGUGCCGCAGCACCUCGCCAGGAGGCACGGCGUGAGAGGCUUCUGCUCCAAGGGGGACGGACAGAAUGAAGCCGCUGGGAAGGACUCAUCGACGGAGAAGAGAAGGAAGGCAGGCAUCCUGCCCAGCCUGGAGGACCUGCUCUUCUACACCAUCGCAGAGGGCCAGGAAAAAAUCCCGGCACACAAAUUCACCACAGCUCUUAAAGCCACGGGGCUUCGCACGGGAGACCCCCGGCUGAAAGAAUGUAUGGAGAUGCUGAAGGUGACCUUGAAGACGACCUCUGAUGGAGCACUGGACCGACACCUCUUCAAAAAGUGUGUCCAGAGCAACAUCGUCCUGCUCACCCAGGCCUUCAGGAAGAAGUUCGUCAUCCCAGACUUCCAGCCCUUCUGCGCCCACAUGGACGAGCUCUUUGAGAACGCCAAAAACAUGUCAGGAGGGCAGGUGGCCGACUACAUUCCCCAGCUGGCCCGCUUCAGCCCGGACCUGUGGGCCGUCGCCCUGUGCACCGUGGACGGACAGAGGCACACUGUGGGCGACACCAAGGUUCCCUUCUGCCUGCAGUCCUGCGUGAAGCCGCUGAAAUACGCCAUCGCCGUUCACGACCACGGCACAGAGUACGUGCACCGCUUCAUCGGCAAAGAGCCCAGCGGCCUGCGGUUCAACAAGCUCUUCCUGAACGAGGAAGAUAAGCCGCACAACCCCAUGGUUAAUGCUGGAGCUAUUGUCUGUACCUCCCUCAUCAAGCAAGGGGCGAGCAACGCUGAGAAAUUUGACUAUGUCAUGAACUUCAUGAACAAACUGGCAGGAAACGAGUACGUGGGCUUCAGCAACGCCACUUUCCAGUCAGAGCGAGAGUCUGGAGACAGAAACUUUGCCAUCGGCUACUACCUGAAGGAGAAGAAGUGUUUUCCAGAGGGGACGGACAUGACCUCCAUCCUUGACUUCUACUUCCAGCUGUGCUCCAUCGAGGUCACCUGCGAGAGCGCCAGCGUCAUGGCGGCUACCCUGGCCAACGGCGGCUUCUGUCCGAUCACAGGAGAGCGCGUGCUGAGCCCUGAGUCUGUGCGAAACACUCUGAGUCUGAUGCAUUCCUGUGGCAUGUACGACUUCUCCGGACAGUUUGCUUUCCACGUCGGUCUGCCGGCUAAAUCCGGGGUCGCCGGGGGGAUUCUGCUGGUUGUUCCAAACGUGAUGGGCGUCAUGUGUUGGUCUCCACCGCUCGACAAGCUGGGGAACAGCGUCAGAGGCAUCCAGUUCUGCACGGACCUGGUUUCUCUCUUUAACUUCCACAACUACGACAACCUGCGACACUUUGCUAAGAAGCUGGAUCCUCGCAGGGAGGGCGGAGACCAGAGGGUGAAGUCUGUCAUCAACCUGCUGUUUGCUGCGUACACCGGAGACGUCUCAGCCCUGAGGAGGUUUGCGUUGUCCUCCAUGGACAUGGAGCAGAGAGACUACGACUCCAGGACGGCCCUGCAUGUGGCGGCUGCUGAAGGGCACGCUGAGGUGGUCCGCUUCCUGCUGGAGGCCUGUAAAGUCAACCCAGUUCCCAGAGACAGGUGGGGGAACACACCGAUGGACGAAGCCGUCCACUUCGGCCACCACGACGUGGUGACCAUCCUCCGCGAUUACCACACCCAGUACAGCCCUCAGGAAAACGUGGACAACAAGCAGAACGCAGAGAAGAACCUGGACGGUCUGCUCUGAGGGAAACGAGCUGAAGACGAGAGGCUGGACGGCUGUGAGAAAACGUCUUAAAUGUGGAUCAGAGAGGAAAACACUUCAAACUGUACAGUGGAAACAAUCCCUUAACUUAAACCGUACACGCAGGGCAGCCGCCACCCCGCCUCAUGCCGGUAGAUGUCGUUGGUUUUUUGUAUAUUAAUGUACUUUUUAUUUCAGUUCUCCUUCUGUAUCUCGUCAUCAGCUCUGUAGCUUUGUAGGAAGCAACCAGCCGCCACGUUGAAUGCUGGGUAAAUUCAGCUGCGGCUGGUAGGUCAACGGACUCCAUGACAACAGGAAGUAGCAGGCGUUUGGUACCCCGGGUUUGUCACUUCAUCAUCACAGCGUGGUGGAAUGUAUCUUCCCCCAAACACUUCAGUGUGUGUGUGAUACUUAUUUAUCUACUGAAGAUAAAGUGUACAGUCAUGUAGCGUGUGUGUGUGUGUGUGUGUGUGUGUGAGUCGAGGAUACAUUAGUGUAAAUAUAUACAGGUGUAUAGUUGUCUUUCUGUAGUCGAGGACGUAGAUUUCACUCUGGAAACUGUCAGUAUUUCAAUUUAAACACGACAUUUAGAUGAAUUUAAAACAUUAAAUACGAGUUAAAGUUUUUUUUGUUUUGCUUUUAAAUGACUGUUUUUGUUGUCACCUCCCCAAAAACUGUUUUUUUUUUUUUUACAGUUUAACUGUAUUAUUUGAUUUUAUUUUUUGUAACCUGAGGAAAUAAUGUCGAAGUUCGCCAAAGUUCAGGUUGUUUGUUGAAAGAGUUUCCAAAUAUCAUAAAUGACACUGCCAGCGCUGACAGAAGCUUGAAUACUGUAAACGUCCAACAAUUGAAGUUUGUUUUGUGUGUUUGUGUUUGCACUCAACAACAGGAAAAUCACCCCUCGGCCAUCAGCUGCUCAAAACCACAGAACUUUAUUACACUGAAGAUCACAACGUUUCCAAAAAGACCAAAUGUAUGAGAUUAAAUUUGUGAAAAAUUUGGAAUAUUUCAGUUUUCGUCUCACAUCGCAUACUUCUGUUUGUACGCUUCAAAGUAGUGCACUAUACUUCUUGCAUGGUGUUGCCUCAGUUCGCGCCAGCAAAGUUUUAACCGCCUCUUCUUCAUCUUCUUUUUGAAACGGCGAAUUGCAAACAGACACUGGAGCAUUAUCGCCAACAUUUGACCGCUAUAUUAGCCCACAUGUAAACGAAAUAACAUUUGGCCGCUAUAUUAGCCCACAUGUAAACGAAAUAACAUUUGGCCGCUAUCUUAGCCCACAUGUAAACGAAAUAACAUUUGGCCGCUAUAUUAGCCCACAUGUAAACGAAAUAACAUUUGGCCGCUAUCUUAGCCCACAUGUAAACGAAAUAACAUUUGACCGCUAUAUUAGCCCACAUAUAAAGCAAAUAUCGGAGCCAUCCACGGUGUAAAUUGUGUGUACGAUGCUAAUUUAGCCUGUAGGGGGCACUGUGUUGUCAUGUCUGUCAGUUUUUGGCCAUCCAGUAAUUUGGAAUAUGCGCAGGCACAUCGGAUAUCACCGAGAUUCCAAGAUAGGAAUGAACGGACUUCUCGUUGCCUCGUCUCUGAACACAUACGUAAGAAGAAAUGAGGUAUUAGUACAGAAGUAUGCGAUAUGAGACACACAGUUGGUAUGUAUCAGUGAAGAGCAUCUAUAAAGUCGACUGAAUUAAAACACUCAAUAAAGGUAGUUUAACCUUUAAUUUGGACGGUAAAGCUCUCUGGUUGUUUCUUACAGCAUUGCUCUCUGGGACUAAGGGCCCGUCACAAUACCCAUCGCAUAACGAGGGGUAGUGGGCAGAUGCUAACUUGCCAGCGAGGGGUAGACGUCGCCAUGGUUACCACCAAGCAAGAGACGGGGAAAAAAGUUCACACGUAGCUAAUGUCACAGUUGUCAGGUUGCUUGUUAGCUAGCUAGCUAGCUCGCACUAUCUGGCGUCUGUCAUCUGUCCUGUUCUGCAAAACUGUCGGAUUUUUCACAUUACGAUAACACGCCAGCUCGUUUAAUUAUGCUGCCUCGUAAUGUUAGCUGGUUAGCUAGCUAGCUAGGUAGCAGAAGCAAGAUGAAUGCGGCAAACAUGAUCGGUAGGAUGAACUCAACUGGAGAUGGUUGGAAAUGUAGAUGGCUCGCAGCUUCCUGUUUAAAAUAGUUACGUAUACGUGAACGUAACUGACGCGUUGACGUAGUGAGUGGUGUCCCAAUUCCUAGAGAAAGAUUUCUACCCCUACCCCUCGUUGCUUCAUUUCGAGGGCCAAGGGGGAGUGGGCAAGAGGGGGUAUUGGGAUUGGACCUUAAAGUUGACUCCUACUGUUUGCUUUAGCGAAACAAAACGGAGAUGUUUUGUAAUGAGGAUUUAUCUAUGUGUAUUUUAACAAAUUUUCCUUGUUGAGUGCACCUCUUCCUUUGAUUUCAUGUUGUAACACUCCCGUUGUGAUCCACUGACGUUCAUUUUUAUCGCUGUCAAACUAUGUUUUUCCAAACCAAGGCUUUUAGUGCAUAAAGUGUGUUGACUUGUAAUGUAUCACAUGAAUUAUGAUAUGUAAACGUUUGUCCCUGCGGAGGACUCAGGACGGUCUGAUCUGUUUCCACGACAGAUUUGAAACACUAAAAACAAAAACUGAAGAAGCUUUAUACUGCGGAUGGAUUGUUUCAUUUUAUAUCUGUAAUGUGCUGAAGAUUCUGUCAUACUUGAAAAGUUGUGCAGAUGUUUAGUUUUCCAGAAGUUUUGUGCGUUUGUAGCGUGUUGGAAGUUUGGAUGUUGUUUCUGUACGGACAAACUGAACCAGGCAUCUGCGACGCUCACAAUCCACCGUCCAGAUUCUGUUCAGGUUUACUGCAUUUCUGUUCCUCAGGUCGGGAUCGGUCCGUUCAGUUUGAUUAAAAUUUUUAUUUGACGUUAAAUUGGAUUUUAAAAAAAAGCACAAAACUUCACCUAAAAAUUGCAAUAUUUUAAGGAACAAUCAGCAAUACAAACGUAAUGAUUGUACGAUGGAAUUAGCAAUAUGGAUUUGACCUGAUCCCGACCUGUCGCUGAUAUGAAGCGAUCUCUGUGUGCAGCGACUGAAGUAUUUUGAAUGUAACGUGUUUGGUGUCGUUCUGUUUCUUCUUCAUGUAUAUUUAUGCUGCUGAGUGUCGCGGGCAGUUCAGAUAUUUAUUCACAGAUCAAACAUUUAAUAAAAGUCAUAAAAAUCAA